AUGGUGAAGCAACUCGCGAGCGCCGAGGAAUUCGCCGCGAUCAAGGCGGCCGGUAAGCCGGUGGUGGUUGAUUUCACGGCGAGCUGGUGCGGACCGUGUAAGGCGAUCGCGCCGCACUUCGAGGAGUUGUCGACCAAGUACCCGGAGAUCGUCUUCGUGAAGAUCGACGUGGACGAGCUGGAGGACGUCGCGGGCGAGUGCGGAAUCUCCGCGAUGCCGACGUUUCAAGUGUACUCGAACGGCGUGAAGGUGAGCGAGAUGACGGGCGCGGAUCCGGCGAAGCUGGCGGCGCUCGUGAAGGACGCGAGCGAGCUGUGA
Ostreococcus tauri is the source of this 318-nucleotide messenger RNA. Its product is annotated as Thioredoxin, conserved site. The transcript is spliced from 2 exons. Lineage: Eukaryota; Viridiplantae; Chlorophyta; Mamiellophyceae; Mamiellales; Bathycoccaceae. Gene Ontology annotation, molecular function: protein-disulfide reductase activity. Bases 1 to 318 code for a protein of 105 amino acids. The record is from RefSeq and is a predicted model, not a curated record.